This is a messenger RNA of Eutrema salsugineum, 1099 nucleotides long. Its product is annotated as chlorophyll a-b binding protein CP29.1, chloroplastic. NCBI's taxonomy places the organism in Eukaryota, Viridiplantae, Streptophyta, Magnoliopsida, Brassicales, Brassicaceae. The transcript has 2 exons. Bases 68 to 934 code for a protein of 288 amino acids. The record is from RefSeq and is a predicted model, not a curated record. Gene Ontology annotation, cellular component: chloroplast envelope; plastoglobule; chloroplast thylakoid membrane. Gene Ontology annotation, biological process: photosynthesis, light harvesting in photosystem I; response to light stimulus.
AAAGAAACACAAGUUCCUUCCAUCUCCUGAAAUCACAAAAAAUCUAACAAAACACACACCGCCCGAGAUGGCCGCAACUUCAACCGCUGCCGCUGCUUCUUCCAUCAUGGGUACUCGGGUGGCUCCCGGUAUCCAUUCCGGUUCUGGUCGGUUUACAGCCCGGUUUGGGUUCGGAAAGAAAGCUCCCAAAAAGACCGCGCCCAAGAAGGUGACUUCGGACCGGCCUCUCUGGUUCCCAGGCGCCAAAUCUCCUGACUGGCUCGACGGUUCGUUGGUUGGAGAUUACGGGUUUGAUCCGUUUGGUUUAGGUAAACCGGCCGAGUAUCUCCAAUUCGAUAUAGAUUCACUAGACCAGAACCUGGCUAAGAACUUAGCCGGAGACGUGAUCGGGACCCGCACGGAAGAGGCGGCCCCCAAAUCGACGCCGUUUCAGCCGUACAGUGAGGUGUUCGGAAUCCAGAGAUUCAGGGAAUGCGAGCUUAUUCACGGACGGUGGGCGAUGCUCGCUACUCUCGGCGCUCUAUCCGUCGAAUGGCUCACCGGCGUCACUUGGCAAGACGCCGGAAAGGUGGAGCUUGUAGACGGAUCGUCCUACUUGGGGCAGCCAUUACCGUUCUCGAUCUCGACAUUGAUAUGGAUCGAGGUGUUAGUGAUCGGCUACAUCGAGUUCCAACGCAACGCCGAGCUUGACUCGGAAAAGCGUUUGUACCCAGGAGGCAAAUUCUUCGACCCGCUGGGUUUGGCGUCUGACCCAGAGAAGACGGCUCAACUUCAACUGGCGGAGAUCAAGCACGCACGUCUUGCCAUGGUCGCGUUCUUGGGCUUCGCGGUUCAAGCGGCUGCUACUGGUAAAGGUCCACUCAACAAUUGGGCUACUCACCUCAGUGAUCCACUCCACACCACCAUCAUCGAUACCUUCUCCUCCUCCUCUUGAAAGCAAUUCUCCUUUAUCAUCUGUUCGUAAAUGUAAUUUGUCGUGCUAUGGAAAUCAAAAUUUGGCCAACUCUCUGUAUAAACAGAGCUAUGAAACUGAAUCAUGUUUGGAGUUUUUGGGCUUUUCUUCGUUUGGUCCAUAACACUAUAUUGCUCUAUUUCCUCA